UGCCAAACUUCCCUGCGGCUCCCGGUCCUCCGUACGUACUUCCGUUGCUCUGACGCUCCCAGAAGCCGGGGCGUCGGGAAGGAGAGCGCGAAUUCCCCUUCCUCUGCGCCUCCCGAGGAGAAACUGGAGCGGGGUUCACGAGACUGCGCCGCAGUGGGCGCGGCGCGGAGCCGGGUGCCCUGCGCAAGGGUGCGGGUCCAGCGGGCAGCGGCGCCGGCCUCGGACCAGCGACUCCGGGGAGGGCGGGCUGCCGCCGGGAGGAGUCCGAGGGCGCCUCAGCCAACCCGAACGCCUUUCCCUUCUGCUUCGCGGGGCGUCCCCGCACCCAUACCCGCAGCUCCAGGCUUGUCACUUCUGCGCACCGCCUGGAAGGGGGACCCGACCGGGAGCGCUGCGGGGAGUCGUCGAGGAGGAUGCCCGGGUGUUGGCCCUAUUCCCAGCUGCUUGCCGGCGCUGGCGAGAAAGGCAGUCGGGAUAACACCGCCCAAACUUUCCUUCGCGGCAGCGUCGGGACGAAGCAUCCCUCUGUGAGGUUCGCCGAGAGCCGGAGCUAAGACUCCAAGCGCCCGGAGGGGACAGGGCCGAGCCUGCGCCGGAGGGCGCGCACGGAGUUCCCGGGAGCCCUAGAGGUGCCCUAAGGGACAGGACUAGUCGCCGGUGUGCGCCCAGGCGUAGGGAGGUCCAGUGGGCGCAGCGUCUCCUUUCCUGCGCUCCUCACUGACCGUGACCUCUGCGCGCUGCCCGCGCACGUGCUCGCGGCCGAGGAAGAGGAAGGUCCAGCUGAACCCGCUGCGGGGUAGGGGGCAGGGACUCGUGGACAGGCCCAGGGCGCAUGGAGGCGCCGCGGGGGCGGUGCGGCCCACCAGCGGCGCGGGGGAGCGCGCACGCUGAGCCCCGGUCUCCCCGGGGACCGGAGCGGCAGCUCCCCGCACUUCCUGCCGCGGGGCUCGGGGCCGCGGGUGGCCACUGCGAGCGCAGCGCCGGCUGAGUGUUGUGCCCGGCGGUGCUCCUGGGCCCCCGUGCGGCGUGGGGCGAACAGGCGGCAGGACAGGUGUAACCCGCAGACGCGGGCGCCGCACUCCGAAGGACUGGGUGGGCUCGGCUGGCCGGGAGUUGGCUCGCGGGGCGCGGAACUCCGGUGCUCACCACGCAGGCCAAUCAGCGCAGCACUUGGCACUGCCGCGGCCGGAGCCUCGGGCCGCCAGUCCGGGUGAAGGAAGUGCUGGCGGAACCCGCGAUCCUGAUGCCCGCUGCCCGCGGCGGGCCCCGCUCCGGCCCCGGGACGUAGGCAGCUGCGCGCGGCCGCCGCCGGCGCCUCCCCCAUGCUGCUCGGAGCAUCCUGGCUGUGCGCGUCCAAGGCGGCCGCCGCUGCUGCGCAGAGCGAGGGCGACGACGACAGGCCGGGUGAGCGGCGGCGGCGGCGGGCGGCGGCCACGGCGGCGGCGGCGGCGGGCGAGGACAUGGACGAGUCGUCGUUGCUGGACCUGCUGGAGUGCUCGGUGUGCCUGGAGCGCCUGGACACCACGGCCAAGGUGCUGCCGUGUCAGCACACUUUCUGCCGCCGCUGUCUGGAGAGCAUCGUGUGCUCGCGCCACGAACUGCGCUGCCCUGAGUGCCGCAUCCUGGUGGGCUGCGGCGUGGACGAGCUGCCCGCCAACAUCCUGCUGGUGCGCCUGCUGGACGGCAUCCGCCAGCGGCCCCGCGCUGGCGCCAGCCCCGGCGGUAGCCCGCCAGCGCGCCCCGGCCCCGGCUCCGGCUCGGGGGCGGCCUCGGCGCUCGUGGGUGGCGGGGGCAGCGCGGCGGGCAGCGCCCCCGGCUCCCCAGUCUUCCUCCCUGCGGCGGCCGGCAGCGCCACCGCCAGCCUGCGCGAGCUGGCGACCAGCAGGAGCGCGCCCGUGGCAAAGACUCUUUCCCAGCUUCCCUAUGGGAAGGCACUCUACAGUUACGAGGGGAAAGAACCCGGCGACCUCAAGUUCAGCAAGGGCGACAUCAUCAUCCUGCGGCGCAGGGUGGACGAGCACUGGUACCAUGGGGAGCUGCACGGGGCACACGGCUUCCUGCCCGCCAGCUACAUCCAGUGCGUCCGGCCCUUGCCGCAGACCCCGCCCCAGGGCAAAGCACUUUAUGAUUUCGAGAUGAAGGACAGAGACCAGGACAAGGACUGUCUGACCUUCACCAAGGACGAGAUCCUGACCGUUAUCAGAAGAGUGGAUGACAACUGGGCAGAAGGCAUGCUGGGAGACAAGAUUGGGAUUUUCCCCUUGCUAUAUGUGGAGCUCAACGACUCAGCCAAGCAGCUCAUUGAGAUGGACAAGCCAUGCCCAGCGGCUGCGUCUGGCUGCCAUGCCCCCUUGCCCUCUGACCCUGGCGCGGCAUCCAGUGUGCCCCCAGGACCCACAUUAAGCAGCACGGGGGCGGUCAGUGCCUUUCAGCGGCGUGUGGACAGCAAGAAGAAUGCCAAGAAGCGCCACUCCUUCACCGCGCUCAGUGUGACACACAAGUCCUCCCAAGCCACAAGCCACAGGCACUCCAUGGAAAUCAGCGCUCCCGUCUUGAUCAGCUCCAGCGAUCCCCGGGCCGCAGCCAGAAUCGCAGACCUGGCUCAUCUGUCCUGCAGUGCUCCUGCCCAGGACUCCUCUUCCUCGGCCGGACCCGCCCCAGCAACUGAACAGCAAAGCACAGCUCCCAAAGUCCAGCUGCCCCUCAACGUGUACCUGGCGCUCUAUGCUUACAAGCCCCAGAAGAACGAUGAACUGGAGCUGCGGAAAGGCGAGAUGUACCGGGUCCUAGAGAAGUGUCAGGAUGGCUGGUUCAAGGGGACGUCCCUGAGGACUGGGCUGUCUGGGGUGUUCCCAGGAAACUACGUGACACCCGUCUCCAGGGCUCCUAUAGGAGGGGCUGGGCCACCCCGGAAUAAUGUCGUUGGAGGGUCUCCGCUGGCCAAAGGGAUGGCCACAACCAUCCACCCAGGUGGUGGAAGUCUGAGCAGCCCAGCCACUGCCACAAGGCCGGCCCUUCCCCUCACCAUCCCCCAGGCCCAGCACCAGGCAGCUUCUCCCCCGAUGAGCAGUUGCCUGCGGCACACAGCCCAGCCAGCCACCAGCCAAGCCCGGGGCACUGUCCCCACAGCUGCCCACUCCUCAGCCCAGGCCCAGGACCGACCAACGGCCACCGUGUCGCCCCUGCGCACCCAGAACUCCCCAUCCCGCCUGCCCGCCGCCAGCCUCAGGCCCCACUCAGUGGUGUCCCCGCAGCACGUGCACCAGCCUCCCGUGCAGACGGUCAUCGGGGCCCCGUGCCCCCGACCAGCCAUCCCGCUCACAUCCGCAGCGUCCGCCGUCACACCUCCCAAUGUCAGUGCCGCCAACCUCAACGGGGAGGCCGGAGGGGGGCCUGCCAGUGGCCUGUCAUCGUCCAGCCCCACCAACACCGGAUGCAAACCAGAUGACAAGAAAAAUGAAAAGAAAGAGAAGAAGAGUGGGCUGCUGAAGCUUCUCGCUGGGGCAUCCACCAAGAAGAAAUCUCGCUCCCCACCGUCCAUCUCUCCAACCCAUGACCCCCAGGUGGCAGUGGACACCUCACUCCAGGGUGCAGUGGGGCCCGAAGUGUCCUCGCUGUCCAUCCAUGGCAGGGCAGGGUCCUGCCCCAUAGAGAGCGAGAUGCAAGGUGCCGUGGGCAUGGAACCACUGCACAGAAAGGCGGGCUCCUUGGAUCUGAACUUCUCCUCAUCCCCCUCCAGGCAAGCACCUCUCUCCAUGGCUGCCAUUCGUCCUGAGCCCAAGCCUUUGUCCAGGGAGAGGUACCGCGUGGUGGUCUCGUAUCCUCCCCAGAGUGAGGCGGAGAUUGAGCUGAAGGAAGGCGACAUUGUCUUUGUGCACAAGAAGCGGGAGGACGGCUGGUACAAGGGGACCCUGCAGAGGAACGGCCGCACCGGUCUCUUCCCGGGCAGCUUUGUGGAGAGCUUCUGAAGACACGCUCCCCACACCCCGCUCCCCAGGCACGAAGGCUCCCCGAGAUCCCCAGGGGGCAGAGAGAGGCAGUCAGGCCACGGAGGGUCCAGGUCCCUUUCGAGGCUCCUGGCGAGGCCACCCUGGACGGGGACGGGAGCCGGGGGAUGUGGAGGUCGUGCCUUUGCCCACAACCCCCCACCAAGAGCACACCCUGGGGGUCAUUCUCCGACAAAAUGCUUCCCUCUGCGUAAACUGUAAAGAAAUAUCUUUGAAAAGAGAAGCUGCUGAUGCGGGUCGAUUGGCUCUGUGAUGGACUGCUAAGCGGCAGCAUUCUUGUUUGCUGCCCACACGAGCCUGGAAGCUGCGGAAGGGCUGCAGGGCUUGGGUGGCGGGCACGGGGCCCAGGGCAUCGGCAGAAUGUCUUGACGAGCUGCCCUGGGCUUCUCGUGGGGGGUCCAGAUUGCUCCAUCACCUCUCUAUAUACCUCAGUCGCCUGCCACCUGGCCACUCAGCAGGGGUGUUCCCGGCGCAGGGCCUUGGCCGGGUGGCCAGCGUCCCUGGGGCAGCCCAGCACACAAUUCCUGUUGGAGGCACGAGAUCGCACUUGGCUUUGUCUCCUACCCAUAUUAUAAGCCACACGUUUCAUUUUGCCGCCACUGUCCCUUUGCAUUGCUUCUUUCUUACAACAUCUUUUUAAAGUAAAGCUGUUAGACUUUCUAUAUUUCUAAUAGGUCAUACAUUGCCUAUUUUUCAUACAUCUGGUGCUGCCUUUUUGUAAAACCAGUUUUGACUUGGUUGAGCUUGAAAGAAAAAAAUGAGCUGAUAUCAAGUGGGCAGAAUUUUUAUAUGUACCAUGUGAAUUUUGGAAAACUCUGAAAAGCCCACAUACUUAACAUCAGUGCUGGCUACUGGUCUGUGAAGAAGAGGGAACCCAUUUAAGUGGUUGGAGGGAGUUUGGAAAAAGCCAAUUUCUUUAAACCCUUACCAAAGCCCCAUGCUAUGUCUAGACAGUGGUAAUUAUUAUUCAAGAACGGGAACCAUUUCAAGGAAGGGUCACUAUAAUUGCCUUUUGUGUGGCAGUAAAAAGAACAUGAAGGUCAACCCCAGCCUAGGAAGGCAGAAUUUUCCUUUUAUUGCUUUAGAGAAAAUGACUACAAUUAGCAUUAUCAAAAUAUGAUUUCUCAGUACUGAAACGUGCAGUUUUCAACCACAGUUCAGAUUUACCACCUUGUGACGGUUUCGUCUUUUUUUUUUUUUAAAUAAAUGCUUCCCUAUCAGGCAGUACAAAUGUUGGUCUAGAGACUGGAAGUACAAUGAGGAGAAAAGGGAUUUGAGCCAUUGCUGCAGACUUGCAGAAUCCAAGGGAGCCGGGAGGAGAGAGAGGGGAAGGGGCACCUUUGAUCCUGGGACCUUGCCCUGGACGGGGUCCAUCAAGGCCUCUUCCUGAGCCCAGCAGCCCAGCCCUCCCACAGACACGGAUGGGAGAAGCCCUGUCAUGAGGCAGUCUCGUUCUCAAGAGAGUCAGACCUUAAGGAUAGGAAUGUUCCUAUCAGCUCAAAGUCACAAUUCAUAAGCCCCUUCUCUCUUUACUGUUACAAAGCCACUCAAGUUUAAAUUAGGCUGACUAAAUUAGCCUUUGGUAACAUAGGAUCGCCUGGUUUUCAAAGAUGCAACAAAAUCCAGAAACAUUCCCUCGCUUGAUGCCAAAUACCCUCUGAAAUACCAAACACUUAUUUUCAGAGUUCCUAAUUUGGGGAUGUGACUUGGCUAUCUGUUACCUCCAGGUGGCUACCAUGCUGGUGGGGUCACGCCUAGACAAAGGCUCUUCUCCUCUCUCCAGAUGAUCAUAGAUUUAAGAGACUUGAGAAAUUUGUUCUGAAUCAAAGAAACACAAAAUCCAGCUUAAACCCAGGGAGCCCUGGACAUGAGUUAAUGACAACCAGAAGGUAUCCACUUGCCAUUGAUGCCAAAUGAGUCACCUGCCAGGCACAAAAAUCAUGUGCGUGUUUAAAAUAAUGCCAUCACCAAAAAUGUGCAUGGAUUAACAUGCGGAGUGAGACACGGGUUCCCCAGGGAGACCAGAACUAACUCAAAUCCCCAGAUAAUAAGGAAAGCUUUUUUAAAAACAUGAAGGCAGUUACCAAGCAACAAAACAGACUAACUUGGACCUUAUUUCCUCUCCCAGCCACCGCCCACACGAUGCUCGUGGUAGGUGGGAAUCGCUGAACAGCCUAGUGAGGCAGCAGCAACCAGCACCCCUCACGGCAGAGAGCUGGGGCCAGCGUCCAGUGCCUUUGCAAGGCAUCAGCUGGCCUCUCUUGUGGCAGAGUUGGGGCAGGCAUUGGUAUGACCUCGGGAAGGAAACAAGGCCAUACGCCAACCAUCACCAGGACAUCCUUUGGGGUGGGACUCCCAGACAGCAGGGAAGUGCACGACCAGCCCCCACACUCUGGGCUGCUGGCAAACACAUCCCGCCAAAUUCAUCAGCCUUCAUGACCAUUUAGCCCACAGACAAGAGCAGGAGCAGAAUUAGACCCUUUGGGCCAACUUGCCCUGAAGAACAAACUCAUUUUGGCUACUAAGAUGAAACCAGCACCUUGUCUGAACCCUCACAUUCUACCCUGGCCCAGCAACUUACACUUCUUGGUUAUCAGUGGCAUUUGGCAGCCAAGGUGACUCACUUUGGGGAAUGCAGUAGAGUCCAUAGCCACCACUGAGGUCAGCGGACACUGAAAUGACGGGGAUAUCUGGUCCACCAAAGGGCCUCAGAAGUGGAGUGGGGAGACCGUGGGCAAAUAAUUCCCUGGCAGCCUCACUGUGUGAAUACCAGGCUCUGGCACCCCAAACAAGCUCAGCUGCCUGGCUGGGAAGUUCUUUGUACUUUGCACAGUUCACACACACACACACACACACAUACACACACACCGAUGUUUUUGUUAUACACAAAUGUCAGCGUGUGAUUUUGGAAGAACUGACAGUGACGACAAACUAUGAUGCCUGUGUUUCUGAGUCUUUAAAUAAAAAUGAACAUGGA
Molecule: messenger RNA, 6984 nt
Organism: Mirounga angustirostris (Northern elephant seal)
Lineage: Eukaryota; Metazoa; Chordata; Mammalia; Carnivora; Phocidae
Gene: SH3RF3
Product: SH3 domain containing ring finger 3
Exons: 10
Coding region: 1323-3968 (881 amino acids)
Biological process (GO): positive regulation of proteasomal ubiquitin-dependent protein catabolic process; positive regulation of JNK cascade; protein ubiquitination
Molecular function (GO): protein binding; ubiquitin protein ligase activity; metal ion binding
Source: RefSeq, a predicted model, not a curated record